AUCUAAAUCAUAUUCAAAAGGUUCAAUAAUAUAUUCCUACUCCAAAGUACUUCAUAUCCAUACUUGUGUUUCAACCUUUUGCAGCUUACUUUUUUCACACUUGAUCAUCUCUUUUCUUUCAUGCUCUAUUGUUCUUGUCUUUAAUACUAAUAUCCAUUGUACUUUUUGUUCAACAUUACUUAAAGAUUUGGUUUUUAUGAGCAAGUUAGAUAGUUUAUCAACUUUCACAUGUUUAUGUUUUUGUUAUAUGUUUAGGGCUGUGAAUGGAUGGUAAUAAUAAGCAUCAAGGUGGUGAAGUAAGCUUGAUGGAGAAGAAAAGAGAAGUGGUGGUCACAAUUUCAAAUGUGUCUGGAGAGAGCCAUGCCCAAGAUCAUCAUGAUCAUGGCUUGAAAGUGAUUGAAAAUGAGCUUGCUUCAAAGUCACCACCUUUAAAAUGUGCUUCUCCUGAGAUAAGGUUCAGUCCUAGUCCAAAUAAGCCUCCAAAAGCUCCUACUACAAAUGCAAAUCUUACCAAAAGAAAAUCUUUUGUAAGAUCAGUGUAUUCUAAACCGAAAUCAAGAUUUGGUGAACAACCUUAUUCUAUUGAUGGAACUUUUCUAGAAGAGAAUGUUUUACAAGAAGAGUUAUCUGUUAGUUCACCUUAUAGGAACUCGUUUAGUAAAGCUUCGCAUUCACCCAAUAACAAAUCUGGUUUGGUUAAUAGAAGUGUUUCGAUUGCUUCUGUCGUUACUCCUAGAACACCUUUGAUGGCAUCUCCGGGUCCUGCUGGUGAGGAGGAUCUUGAUGAAAUCAUUUACAGGAAAGUUGAGUUUAGUAAAGGCAAGCAUAAGAGACUGACGACGAAGGCUUUGAUCGAAUUGUUUGUGUUUGUGAUGAUUGCGGGGAGCUUGAUAGCUAGCUUAACUGUUGAGGAAGUGAGAGGGACAAAGAUUUGGAGUUUGGGGCUUUGGAGGUGGUGCAUGCUUGUGAUGGUGACCUUUUGUGGCAUGUUGGUUACCAGAUGGUUCAUGCACAUUGUUGUUUUCAUGAUUGAAAUGAACUUUUUGUUGAAGAAAAAAGUGCUUUAUUUUGUCCAUGGAAUGAAGAAAUGCGUCCAGGUUUUCAUUUGGAUCGGUUUGGUUCUCCUCACAUGGGUGCUUUUGAUCAAUCACGGGAUCCAGCGAUCGAAAUUGGCCGAAAAGAUUUUGGACGGAGUAACAUGGACUCUUGUUUCUCUUCUAAUUGGAGCAUUUUUAUGGGUUAUAAAGACAUUGUUGCUGAAAAUUUUGGCAUCGAAUUUCCAUGUGAAGUCUUUCUUUGAUCGAAUUCAAGAGUCAAUCUUCCAUCAAUAUGUUCUGCAAACUCUCUCCGGGCCUCCACUUAUCGAUGAGGCCGAGAAGGUUGGGGGAUCACAGAGUUUGAGCCAUUUUAGUUUCAGGAGUGUAACCAAUAAAGGUGGCUCAAAGAAAGAGGUUAUUGAUAUGGCAAAGCUUCACAAGAUGAAGCAAGAGAAAGUUUCGUCGUGGACCAUGAAGAUUUUGGUAGAUUCUGUGAUGAAUUCGAGGCUGUCCACAAUCUCUAAUUCAUUAGAUGAAAGUUUUUAUGAUGUAGAAAAUGAACAAACUGAUAAAGAAAUUACAAAUGAAAUGGAAGCAACUGCUGCAGCCUAUCAUGUUUUCAGAAACGUCGCUGCUUCCCCUAGUUGCACGGACAUUGACGAGGAUGAACUUCGUCGAUUCAUGAUUAAGGAAGAAGUUAUUUUGGUAUUUCCCCUACUGGCACAGGCAGAGACAGGCCUAAUUACCAGAAAAUCUUUAACAGAUUGGGUGUUGAAGGUAUAUCAAGAGCGCAGAGCGCUCGCGCACGCGUUAAGCGACACGAAAACAGCUGUUAAACAAUUAAACAAGCUUGUGACAGUGGUUGUAGUACUUGUGACCAUACUAGUGUGGCUUCUUCUUAUGGAAAUCGCAACAACAAAAGUACUUGUAUUCCUUUCAUCGCAGCUAGUACUCGCGGCUUUCAUGUUUGGAAACACCUGCAAGAAUAUAUUUGAAGCCAUCAUCUUCGUGUUUGUAAUGCAUCCAUUCGACGUUGGUGAUCGAUGUGUUAUAGAUGGUGUCGAGCUAUUGGUUGAAGAAAUGAAUAUAUUGACAACAGUAUUUUUGAAGCUUAAUAAUGAAAAGGUGUAUUAUCCGAACUCGGUUCUCGCCAUAAAACCGAUUAGCAAUUACUACAGAAGCCCGAAUAUGUCUGAUAGUGUAGAGUUUUCGGUUGAUUUUACGACACCAGCAGAGAAAAUUGGAGCACUGAAAGAAAAAGUAAAGAGGUAUUUGGAGAGGAAUCCACAAUACUGGCAUCCUAAUUUUAGCUUGGUAGUGAAGGAGAUUGAGAAUGUAAAUAAGAUUAAGAUGGGUCUUUAUGUUACACACACAAUAAACUUUCAAGAGUUUGGAGAGAAAACAAAGCGAAAAGGUGAACUAGUGAUGGAAGUAAAGAAAAUAUUUGAAGAGCUCAAGAUCAGAUACAAUCUUCUUCCACAAGGUGUUCAUCUCAGACACAUUGAACCUGAUACAAGUUAAUAUCAAAUGAUGAUGAUGAUGAUUACUCACUGCUAUGCAACUUUGUUCUUUUUUCUUAGUUUAUUCAAUUCAUGAAUCUGAGUGUUGGGCCUUAAUAAGUCUUACUCUUAUGUACUCUUAUGAAAUUGCCUUAAUAGAAGUUGAUGCAAUGUAAAAUGCCAUCCAAAUUUUAACUUUGUCCCAUGAAUGUGUUAUUAUUUGAUUGACUCAAUGUUA
Lathyrus oleraceus (garden pea) is the source of this 2774-nucleotide messenger RNA. Its product is annotated as mechanosensitive ion channel protein 10. The record is from RefSeq and is a predicted model, not a curated record. Lineage: Eukaryota; Viridiplantae; Streptophyta; Magnoliopsida; Fabales; Fabaceae. The transcript is spliced from 4 exons. Gene Ontology annotation, cellular component: plasma membrane. Gene Ontology annotation, biological process: transmembrane transport; monoatomic anion transport; detection of mechanical stimulus. Gene Ontology annotation, molecular function: mechanosensitive monoatomic ion channel activity. The coding region runs from base 264 to 2558 and encodes 764 amino acids.